Messenger RNA from Entelurus aequoreus (snake pipefish), 2356 nucleotides. Its product is annotated as T-box brain protein 1-like. Gene Ontology annotation, cellular component: nucleus. The record is from RefSeq and is a predicted model, not a curated record. The coding region runs from base 288 to 2114 and encodes 608 amino acids. The transcript has 8 exons. Gene Ontology annotation, molecular function: DNA-binding transcription factor activity, RNA polymerase II-specific; RNA polymerase II cis-regulatory region sequence-specific DNA binding. Lineage: Eukaryota; Metazoa; Chordata; Actinopteri; Syngnathiformes; Syngnathidae. Gene Ontology annotation, biological process: commitment of neuronal cell to specific neuron type in forebrain; regulation of transcription by RNA polymerase II; positive regulation of DNA-templated transcription.
CAAACUUUGGAAAAAGUGAUUGUGAGGAUUGUGCAGGUGCUUAAUGAAGCAGUUUCGACGUCCCCACCACCCGCUCCGUCCCCCAAAGGCGGCGAGAUGGCGGAACGAGGCGAGGCUCUCCAGGGGGUCACGUGGUGUGCAGCCCAGCCGCGGCCGCCGCGUUGCAUUGUGGGAGAGGAGCGCGCCCAGCAAAAAUGGAGGCGUCGCCGGCGUGAUUGAUGCGAGUGACCCUCGGCCAGGUCCGCAUGAACCUCCGCCGGCAGCCCUGAGCCAGAAGCCCCAGGGAGAUGACGAACGAGUCGGGGGCAGACAAGGAGGCGCGCAGGGGCAAACUCUCUCCCGGCGACACCCGCCACACCCUCCAUGGGGCCGCGGGAGACAGGUGCCACUCCUCCGCGCCCGCGCAGCCCUCACACUCCGCCUCAGCCUCCGCCGCGCCCGCUGCCAUGUUCCCCUACCCGAGCCAGCACGGAGCCGCCUUCUCCAUCGGCGGCGCCCCCGGCCGCUACGUGCACGCCCACCACCACCACCACCCGGUGCUGGCCAACGGAGCUUACAGCGGCCUGCUGGGCGCCUCGCCGCCGCCCGCCUACCCGCCGGCCGCCGGCUACCCGUCGUACGCGCCGCAGUACGGACACGCGUACCAGGGCGCCGCCUUCUACCAGUUCUCCCCGGCCCAGGCGGCGCCCGGCAAGGCGCAGGUCUACCUGUGCAACCGGGCCCUGUGGCUCAAGUUCCACCGGCACCAGACGGAGAUGAUCAUCACCAAGCAGGGGAGGCGGAUGUUCCCCUUUUUAAGCUUCAACAUUUCCGGCCUGGACCCGACGGCUCACUACAACAUUUUUGUGGACGUGAUCCUGGCGGACCCCAACCACUGGCGCUUCCAGGGCGGAAAGUGGGUCCCCUGCGGCAAGGCGGACACCAACGUCGUCGGGAACCGGGUCUACAUGCACCCGGACUCCCCGAACACAGGUGCGCACUGGAUGCGUCAGGAGAUCUCCUUCGGCAAGUUGAAGCUGACCAACAACAAAGGGGCCUCCAACAACACGGGCCAGAUGGUGGUCCUGCAGUCCCUGCACAAGUACCAGCCGCGGCUCCACGUGGCGGAAGUCAACGAGGACGGGACGGAGGACAGCAGCCAGCCCGCCAGAGUCCAGACUUUCACUUUCACGGAGAGCCAGUUCAUCGCCGUCACGGCCUACCAGAACACGGACAUUACGCAACUGAAAAUCGAUCACAAUCCGUUUGCCAAAGGAUUUCGGGACAACUACGACACCGUGUACACGGGCUGCGACCUGGAGCGCCUGACGCCCUCGCCGGGGGAGUCCCCGCGGGCGCAGGUCCUGCCGGGCCACCGCUACAUGGCCAGCCCCUUCCUGCAGGAGCAGUUCGUCAGCACGUACGCCAAGUCCCGCUUCCACCAUCACGGCGUGGUCGGCCCGGCGGCUGGCACGGAGCUGGCCGUGCCCCUGGGCAACAGCUUGCUGUCCGCCCCGCAGCAAAGCGAGGAGGCCCCCAUGGGCGGCCCCCCGCAGCGAUGGUUCGUGUCCCCCGCCAACAACCGACUGGACAUCGCCGCCUCGGCCUACGAGGCCGCGGACUUCGCGGGCAACGCGGCCACCUUGCUGUCGUACGCGGCGGCCGGAGUGAAGGUGCCCCUGCCCGCCGCCGGCUGCUCCAACCGGGCCCUGGGCUACUACUCGGAGACCCCUGGCUGGGGCGGGCGCUCGCCGCCUCAGUACUGCUCUGUGGGCGGCAAGGCCAGCUCGGUGUUCCCGUGCUGGGCCGCCAACUCCAUCGGCAGCAGGAGCAACUGCGUGGCCGAGGACGGAGACUCCAUGCCGGGCCUGCGCUCGCCCGUCGGCUCCGAGGACGCCGCCAAGGCCAAGGACGCCACCUCCGAGUCCAGCUGGAUCGAGACGCCGUCGUCCAUCAAGUCCAUCGACUCCAGCGACUCUGGCAUCUUUGAGGCGGUCAAACGCCGGAGACUGUCGCCGUCCUCCACCCCGCUCUCCGACACCGUGUCCCCGCUCAAGUCUGACGUCUUGACCCCCGCAGACGCCGACAAGAUCUGCCACAAGGACGCGGCGUACUACGCCUUCUAUCCCAGCUAAACACUACUCACACAUCCAUCUAUCUAUCUACAGUAUACACCUUCUAUCCCAGCUAAACACUACUCACAUUAUAAUCCAUACACCAUAUAUACAUACAUACAUACAUCCAUACACCAUAUAUACAUACAUACAUACAUCCAUACACCAUAUAUACAUACAUACAUACAUCCAUACACCAUACAUACAUCCAUACACCAUAUAUACAUACAUACAUACAUCCAUACACCAUAUAUACAUCCAUA